Molecule: messenger RNA, 1785 nt
Organism: Punica granatum (pomegranate)
Lineage: Eukaryota; Viridiplantae; Streptophyta; Magnoliopsida; Myrtales; Lythraceae
Source: RefSeq, a predicted model, not a curated record
GACUUGGGAGCUGCAAAGGCGGGAAAGCCAUGGCGGGUUUCAGAUGCAGACGCAGACACACAGUCGACAGAGGAAGGAAGAAACGGUAAUGGAGAAAUUCUUAGUUCCGGCGGAGCCUUCAGUCGAACCUCCUAAACCCGUCAAAAGGCGUCGGUGGAAGAGGAGCAUGGUCGAAUUGAACGGCCGGUUCGAGCCGAAAUACCGCCAUGACAUGGCGGGUUUGCUGAUGCAGUCCUACACUGAGAUCGGAGCUUUCCCUCAUUUGUACCACAUCGACGGAAUGCCCUGUGAGACCCAUGUGAACCGAAUCAGUAACUUUCCACUAACGGAAUCGUCCAAACAUGAUAUCUCUGGGCUGGAGUUUGACAAUAAGGGCUAUUACUUGGCUGCGGUAACAAGAUCGGGCUGCUUAACAAUUCACGACUUCGAAGCACUCUAUUGCCAGAGUAGUAACACAUCAUCACAAUGUCCAGCUGAAAUCGAGAGUAAAAAUGUUAUGCAUCUUUCUUUACACAAACGACUUGAUGUCGUCCGGUGGAAUAUCUCUAACCAAGACGAGAUUGCUUGUGCUUCCAUCAGAAGUGGCGAAGUACUUGUGUUUGAUAUUGGGUAUGUCUCUUCUGAGCCAAUCGAGAUUUUAAGAGCAAGGCACACCGUCACAAUUCAUGGGUCAGAGAAGAACAGAGGUUUCUCCGACAUUUCCUUUACUUCAGAUGGUAGCUCAAGGGUAUUCGCUUCGGACACACAAGGUUGCAUCAAUGUAUGGGAUAGAAGGGCAAGCGCCUUUCCAUAUCUUCAGCUAACGACUAAUUCCCAUGAUUUCCUCAGUAGCAUCCAGUUAAACCUUGAAAAUCAGACCAUCUUUGGAGCUGGUAUGCAUGGGAAUAUCUAUAUGUGGGAUCUCCGUGGAGGAAGAACAUCUGUUGGUUUUCAAAGUCAAAGAGAGGCAUCCAAUUCACCUUUUACCGCCUUAAGGUUGGCAUCAGCGCUGGAGAAAAUAGGGUCUCUGAAGGCACAAUCAGAGAUUGUUCCAAGCAAAAUACAGUCGAUUGGUCUCGAUCCUUCUUGCCCGUAUCAAUUGGCUUUCCACCUUGAUGAUGGUUGGUCUGGUGUUCUCAAUAUAUACAACCUUUGUGUGACUCAUCUUCAUUGUCCUCCUCCCCCGUGGCUGAACUGUGAGAGUGCCAACUCAACAAUUUCUCUAUAUGACUGGAGGAAGGGAUCUUGGCUUCCAACAUAUUCGAUUUACAUGGUGGGAUCGGCAACUGAAAAUGCAAUUUAUCUUUUGGAUUUUUUCCCGGAUGCCACUUCCCCGAGUCAUGUAGACUAUGAUGAGGAUACAGGUGGCUCUAGAGUCAAACAGAACAGGUUCAUAGCUUUGUCGGAGGGGGUUACUUCAUGUGCCGCUCAUCCGCUCAACGGGACCAUCAUAGCGGGAACAAAGAAUGCGUCUCUGCUGGUGCUAUCUCAAAGGCAUGAUCGGUGCUGACAACAUUUGUGGAAGGCGAAGUGUUAUGCUGCAAACGAAAUUUUUAUACUCGAAGCAAAACAUAUCCUACAUUUAUAGAAGACAGGCGUAAAACCUUGAUCGAGAUUCAUUCAAUUGUAAUGGACUCAUGUUCCAUAUACAAAUUGUAUAAUGUGAUUGGGAAGUUUAGGUAUCAAGGGCAUUCUUAUUGCUUAUGCUCUAGUAAAUUUGAGCUGUAAAUUGAUGAUCAAAGACAUUGUCACACCCUUCAUUCAAGAAAUAUCUUCUGAUGAAGAACUCGAAUUGCAUUGGAAAGA